GUCAUUCGCAACGUCACCCGAAAAUUCCAUGAUGCCAUCGUCAAAUGUGAAGUACAGAAUACAGUGGGAAGGAGUGAAGAUAGUGAAACGCUGGAUAUAAGCUAUGCUCCCAGCUUUCGUCAGCGUCCACAAUCUAUCGAAGCAGACUCAGGCACUUUGGUGACACUAGGUUGCGAAGUGGACGGCAAUCCCACGCCGGAUAUUGUAUGGAUACAACAUCCCAGUGAUAGGGUUGUUGGCAUCAAUUCCAAUCUCACCUUUACCGUUAGUAACGAGACAGCCGGACGUUAUUAUUGCAAGGCCAACGUGCCAGGCUAUAAAGAAAUCAUUAGCGAUGCAUACGUCUACCUGAAGGGCUCGCCCACUAUUUACUCAUCACCCUAUCAAUUUAGUUGGGUGGGCGAUACGGCGCGCAUUGAAUGUUCGGCCACUUCAGUGCCACGUGCACGUCACGUCUCUUGGACAUUUAAUGGUCAUGAAAUCAGCACAGAAUAUGGACACGACUAUUCAAUAUUGGUUGAUCCGGUGCCAGGUGGUGUGAAGUCGACACUGAUCAUUCGUGACAGUCAAGCGUAUCAUUAUGGCAAAUACAAUUGCACUGUGGUGAAUGAUUAUGGCAACGAUGUGUUGGAAAUCAAUUUGCAGGCGCAAAAAGCCAUCUCGCCCAUGAUGAUCAUCAUUGGUGGCACUUCAGUCGUUGGCUGUGCCAUGGUGCUCAUCAUAAUCAUCAUUGUCUAUUUCAAGUGCAAGAAACGCACCAAACUUCCACCAGCCGAUGUAAUUAGCGAACACCAGAUCAGUAAAAAUGGUGGCGUAGCUUGUAAAAUGGAGGCUGGCGAUCGUACUUCCAACUACAGUGACCUCAAAGUGGACAUCUCCGGUGGCUAUGUACCCUACGGCGAUUACUCCACACACUACAGUCCGCCACCACAAUAUCUCACCACUUGCUCCACCAAAUCGAAUGGCAGUUCAACAAUACUCCAAAAUAAUCAUCAUAAUCACAUACAACAACAACAUAUGCAACAAAGUCUACAACAACAUCACCAACAACGAACACCACCACCACAAUCUGUGCCAAUGACUUACCUAUCGAACGGCAGUGCGAGUGGCAGUCUGACGAGUAGUAGUAUUGUCGGUUCACGUGAAAUACGGCAGGAUAAUGGCUUGCCAAGUUUACAAUCGACCACAGCCUCUGUGGUUAGUUCGUCGCCGAACGGAAGUUGUAGUAAUCAGAGCACAGCGACGCAUGUCAUCUCCAGUUCGGUGGCGAUGAGUGUGGAUCCACGUUAUAGCGCCAUUUAUGGCAAUCCCUACUUAAGAUCGUCGAACUCGUCGUUGCUGCCGCCACCCACUGCGGUUUAGGAGGUGAAAAGUGUAAUUUAGCGAGGCGAUGAUGACGAUGAUGAUGGUGUAAAUGCAUAAAUAGUCGCGUAGAAUUCAAAGACUGAUCUCAAGAGCAUUCAACUUCGUUUAAUCAGACGCGUUGGCCGACGACAUACCCGCUGGAGAGCCAGGUAAGGGUUGGGGUAUUUUAAGCUUAUAAACAUCUUUAUGUACGUAUGUAUGUAUUUGUAUUGUGAACACCCUAUGCUGUUUA
Rhagoletis zephyria (snowberry fruit fly) is the source of this 1597-nucleotide messenger RNA. It is a transcript of the gene rst, whose product is annotated as irregular chiasm C-roughest. The record is from RefSeq and is a predicted model, not a curated record. Gene Ontology annotation, molecular function: cell adhesion molecule binding. NCBI's taxonomy places the organism in Eukaryota, Metazoa, Arthropoda, Insecta, Diptera, Tephritidae. Gene Ontology annotation, cellular component: plasma membrane; cell-cell junction. Gene Ontology annotation, biological process: cell-cell adhesion.